Menidia menidia (Atlantic silverside) is the source of this 5502-nucleotide messenger RNA. The record is from the annotation of a GenBank genome assembly. Lineage: Eukaryota; Metazoa; Chordata; Actinopteri; Atheriniformes; Atherinopsidae.
CCUAAUGAGGUGUUUAACCUGUAAAUUGUGCUUUCAUUCAAUGUAUUGGGGCAAACACUAUCAAUAGAUGAUCACCAAAUCAGCAAGCUCUCCAGAAGUCCAUGAGCUGAUUCUAUCGAAAAGGGAAUUUGAAAGGAAGGAGAAGAAAAAUGAGGAUGUUUACAAAGGAACCAUCUUAAACAGGCAGCCCUGCGACUCAUCGCACGUGUCAAAGGACGAGAGCUUCCUCCGGGACAUCAUCGCCGAGGAAACCGAGAAGGAAAGCUUCACCGCAGUUGUGAUCACAGGAGUCAAGAAAGAUCACAUCGACUACCUGAAAAAAAAAUUCAACAAGCUGGCUACAGAGCUUGCGCAUGUUUAUCACUAUUACAUUCAUGGAGUUGAUGGAAAUAACAAGCGACAGGCCUCAAAACGGCCCAGCGAUUUCCUGAAAAUUGACAUUCUGCUGACUUUGUGGGAGAAGUCCUCCAAAAUUGUUCCUGAUAUACACCUCCGGGAUGUGGAUAAUGACCUGCAGACGCUUUACAUCGAGACUGCAGUAGAAACCUUUGAGUUCAGGGCCUUCGUGGACAGCGAAGGGGGCACAGUGGAGGGGGUCAUUCGCUACCACCCCUUUCUGUACGACACAGAGACCUACCCCAAAGAUCCAAACGCUGCUGCAGCUUCUGUCAAUGAUGAUGAUGAUGAUUGUGAAAACGGUCCUGUCGCCCAGAAUCGGGCAAGAGGGACGAAGGACAUCUUUGAAUGUUACUGGAAUGGGCGGCUCAUCCCUUACACCACAGUGUCUGAGUUUGACUGGUGCUCUUUAAAAAAUAGAGAUCAAGUACCUGCAGUGUGUUUUAGUCGUUUGUCAGGGGUACUUUUCACUGAUGACAGAUUCCAGGUCUCUACCAAUAAGCUGCACUUCAUGGACCUCGAGCUGAAACUGAAAGAUAAAGAAACCAUAUUCACCCCCAUUCUGAAUCCCCAGCAACAGAAACACUCCAAAAGAGGACACAUACAGAGGGAUUUCAUGCUGUGGCUUAAAAACUGUCACGUGAAACACGACAAAGAGGUGAAGUUUCGAGGCUACAAGGAGACCAUAUCACGGCCAGAGUUAAACAAGAAAAUGCAGCAUCCCUGGGCGACCUUCUCAUCCAUCGAAUGGGACGGGAAAACAUACAAAGCAGGCCAACUUGUGAAGUCUCAGAACACGUCGCCCAUUUACCACGGCACCAUUGUUGGGUUCCUGUUGUUCGGAACCUACGGUGAAGACGUGUUUGCCACGGGAGGUCAGGUGGAAAUAAAAAGAGAGCCUGAAGCACUUUAUGGGAUUUCUAAGAUCCUGCCAAUCACCAAGAUUGUCAGAAAUGCGACCAAUGAAACCAUCCAGGCAGUCAUCGAGAAGGACCUUGACAAGCUCCCAGAGAAGCUGGCGGUAGAGUGGCCAAAGGGAAACUCCUUGUCACUAAAUGCCACUUAUCCUUCAGGGACCGUUUUCGGCCCCCUCAAAGUUGAAAUACUAAACAGGAAGGGAGACCAGCUGUCCAGGAUUCAAACAAAGGGCCCUGGGACACCGAUAAAAAUGAGUCUUAAACUAGUCCAUCAUGGUCCUAAAGGAGAUCAAGUGGUUGUCGAGUGUGAGGCACCUCAUAUAGCUGCUUGUGGAUACUGGUUCAAAAAAAUUGACCAUCUAACCAACUUGGGAAAGCACACCCUGACUCUGACCACCCAAGUAAAGGACUUCAAUCUCCAAAAGCCUCCAAGCUGGGCGCUGACAUUUACCGUCAAAGGUGGAGACGAGCUGAAGCCCGCCGUCUUUAUGCCCUCACACUGAAACCUGUCCCUCUUGUGUUUGCCUCAGAGGGGGAGGCAGUCAGCUUCACAGUGGACGGGGUGAGACCCACAGUUCGCGUGGGCGUGCCCUUCCACAUUCCCCUGCAGAUGAAGGACCGCUUCGGCCACCCAGCGGCGCCGCCUCUCCGCCUCCAGCCUGAACUCAGAUGCAGUGACCUGGAUUUGAGUUAUAUGUCUGUGGACAGCAGUAAGAACACAUUCUCCAUCAAAGGCGUCAAGGCAAUAGGAAAAGUCCGCAGUGAUCAGCACUCCGAGGGUUAUGAACUGAGCGUGAAGCUACCUGGACUCCAAAAUGAUGAGCAGACUAUGAGGAUCAGCCUUCUUCCCGGUGACCCGCAUUCCCUUCAUGUGAAAUCAGAAGCUGCCCAACUGGAGGUUGAGAAUGGAAAUCCGGCCAUUUUUGAUGUGGAAAUUCACGACCAAGCUGGAAACAUCACCGCCAACCCCAAACAGUCAGUUAACUGCCAGGUUGAGGGGCUCCCGCGGACCACCACGGACUGCAGCAGCACAGGAGCUGGCAGGCUAGUGACACAGCCCAUAAACCUGAAAAUAACCAACGGAGAGCCACGGACGCUAAAAGUUACAUUUGAAAUGCCUCACCUGAAGAAAGUGGCGCGGUGCUCGGCCGAGCUGAAAGUCUCGCCCAGCCGCCGGGUCUCAGUGAUGCGGCUGUACUGUGACGCCGGUGACGGUCAGCUGGCGCUGCAGAACAACGAAAGGCUGGAGCGGAGGGCUGGCGGGGCUCUGGGGAACCUGCGCUACCGGCUGUACGACGAGUCGGGCCGAGAGGCGGCGCUCACCGCCGAGACGGCCUCCGCCAUGAUGGUCAACUGGACCAGCGAUGUGGAUCGCGCAGGUCUGGUCCAGGGGAGGCUGCCCGACGUCCCGGUGCCCACUCAGGUGAUGGAGGAACGCUUCUGCCAGGUGUCCUACCAGCACCAAAACGUCUCCUUCACCUUCACUAUUGUGCCCUGUCCAGAUGACCCUAAACAGCUGAAGGCCACGCUGCCCCAGGGCACUGUGAAGCUCGGCGAGAUCCUGCCAGGACAUAUUGUUGUGGAGCUUGUGGACCAGUUUGACAACGUGACCCAAAAGUUCACCCCUGAUUGUGCGGAGCUCAUGACUCUGGAAGCUGAGGGUCUCCACAAAUCUGGUGUCACCUACACAUGGCAGAGCGCCUCUGUUUGGGUGGCAGGAGUGCGCUUCGACUCUGGGCCUCUGGGAGCCAGAGACCUGUGCUUCCACUGUGGCCGCUAUGAGGGGAGCUCCAGCCUUAGAGUGACCCCCGGAGUCCCUGCACAGCUUAGACUCAUCAGUGGGCCUGAGCAGCCUUUGCAGGUUUUGAAUGGCCGCGGUAUCCCCACACCAUUCCUAGUCCAGCUGUUUGAUGAUUGGGGAAAUCCCUCACCGGACCAGGAGGCUUUGGUAGAGAUCACGCCUUCCUCCCCAACGCUGCAGGUAACUACAAAUGUAAUUUCCCAACCUGCGGAUGCAGAAGGGAAGGCCUCUUUCAAGGUCAACUUUGUGAGUGGUCCAAAAGGGUACUAUCAGCUGGAGUUUAGGAGUUCCUUGAACAGCAUACCAAUCUCCAGUACGUCGGUCAACCUCACCGUCAUCGCUGACCCCACCAAACCCGUCGGUCUGUCCCUGGAAUACGACCCCAGUGCCCAGUUUCCCGCUGGAGGCAUCUUCCCAGCUUUCUCGUUGGUGGUGGUGUCUGACGAAGGAAGCCCGGUCACAACGUUCAGCCCGACCGCCGUAGCCAUGUUUGUGAAGAGGGAGGAGCCAUCGACACAGACAGUGACUGAGCUGAAGUGCAGUAAGCCGAUGGAAAACGACAAGCCGGACCGUUUUUACUUCAGGUACCAGGCCAGAGACAAAAAAAUCCCAGAACGUAUUGGAAAGUACAUCGUAGACUUCUCAUUGAGCGUCGACCAAACCAACGUCCUGCGCAGCGAACAGAUCUGUGUAGAUGUCGUGGCCAAUCGGCCGGUCCAGCUGGCCCCCGACUCCCCGCCGGCCCCGCCCGUGGUCUCCCACAGUGGAGACGUCUCCGGACGAACCCUGGUCAAGAGCAUGACUCUGCAGAUUCAGGAUGCGUUUGGAAACCCGACGGGGCAGGACCUGAGCGGGACGGUUGUGGUCUGUAUAAAGCGCCCCGAUCCAGGCAGAGACAUCCCGCUGUUUGAGCGGAAGAUGGACCGCGUUUCCGUCAGCUUGGACAAAGGAAGAGCCCACAUCCUGGGCUUGGCUAUCAUGGAGAACAGCCCCGGUGAGAACGACAGCCAGUACGUCCUCCUCUUCCAACCUGAGGUUCCCAUGGUCUCCCUGUCUCCUUAUGAGCUGCCCUUCCAUUUUUACUAUGAUUCAGAGAACCUUGGAAAAGUGACUCGCCUGAACAAAAACAAAGAAGAGCUCAGGAACACAUUGGCACAAUAUGAAAAAUUGAUGAGUUCACAUGAGGCUCUUACUAAGCUGCUCACAUGUCAAGUCACAUCUACAAAUCAGAAAGAGGUUGCCCUGAGCAAAGAGCUAGUGAGAAGGAACAUGGGCAUUGUGGGACCUUUAUCUACUCCAGAUAUCGACAAGCUCCUCCAGGAGAAGAAAACUCAAGCUGAAAAUCUUCAAAAAGAGACUCGAGUGUCUUCCAUCCCGAAUAUCUUCAGUGGACCUGACGUCCUGGGGAAGGUCGCCCACCUGGCCGUUGUCGAGGACGACGAGGCUGCGCGGGUCGUCUCCUGGCACCUCAGAGGCGACAUGGACUGCGUCGUCACGACGACCACGGAAGCGGCGCAUAGAAUCCACCGAGAUACCCGGGGAAAUCAACAAGUCCUGCCCCUGGACGGCGUCUUGGAGGCAGACGACAGACCGCUGCCACACCUCAGGAACAGCUUCAGUCUCUUCGACCCCCCUGGGAACCCGGUCCAUGCCAGAAAGCUGUUGAUUUACCCCAAUGAACAGGAGAAAUGCAACAAGUGUGAGUUUUCCUCCCUGGCUUUAAACCUUCUUCUGGCUCUGUGGCUUCCCAGAGGCCUUUGGGUGUUUAAAAACCUGCUCGGAGAAACGAUUCUGAUGGACGACCUGGAUUCGGCGACCCGCUACAGAAGGAUGCUGGUGGAGAGAGGGAUCCGCUGUCCCACCAUACUGACCAGACACGGAGACAUGGUCAGCGCCAAAGGGAAGUUUGGAGGCCGUCAGAACAGAGCCCCGCCCCCCGACGGCCGGGCGUUCGGAGCCCCUCUGCCUCAACCGUUCCACACCCUGAAGAAGGACAUGGAGCUGCUCGCUCAGUACCGUGAGGCCAUAACAAAGGCGAGGAUGGCAGAAAAGGACCUAGAUGAUCAUGCACAGAAAGGCCAAGCUCCUGAAAUGCAGCGAAAGCGAGAAAAACAGGAAGAGUUAAAGAAGCAGCUGGAUGAAAUUGACAGAGAACUUGCCUUCUUAUCAAUGAGAUCUGGGAAACGGGUUCCCGAGAGUGCUGGUGAGCCGUCAGGAAUUAGUCCAAAGAAACCAAGACGCACAUAAGAGAGAAUCUCUUCCAAUGCUUUGGACACCAGCUCCUUAUUAUGUGUUCCUUUUUAUAUUGGGGUAUUUUCAUGUAGUUAUUAUGGUUCAUUCUGUGCUCAAUCAUUCUAUAAAAUCAGAACAAGCAAUAACAUUUCCCUU